Molecule: messenger RNA, 1692 nt
Organism: Fusarium pseudograminearum CS3096
Lineage: Eukaryota; Fungi; Ascomycota; Sordariomycetes; Hypocreales; Nectriaceae
Exons: 5
Coding region: 1-1692 (563 amino acids)
Source: RefSeq, a predicted model, not a curated record
AUGGAUAAAGGAGGUGCUUCUGCUGCUUUUUGGCCCAGGGACUUGUCCCAGAUAGGUCAAGAAAACCCGCGUGUUCCCACCCUCGAGGGGCUGGAGUACGAGGCGAUCUUCGAUAAAUUCUUUGACUACGAGCUCUACUCUGAUUCCACUCAAACCCAGGAGCACUUAGCAGCUUCUAGCCCUUUUCGUUCAACCCGCCGGGAAUCUUCCCCGUUCAUCACUGAUAUCCCUUACUUUUUUGAUCACCUCUCACUUGGGAGAGACGAGGCCGGGUACCCAAACAUGACCCCUGGCCUGAACCUGGACGAUGGGAUCACCACAUCCGAGUCCAUGGGUCAGACCCCACCGGGACUUGUCAGAGGUGAUAGCACCUCUCCUUCGUCUCCCUCGUCUCCCUCGGGCUCUUUCUCUCUCGAAGGCGUAGACGAUCCUCGUCGACGUCCUCGACACAGUCUUCGAGAGUUUCGGGCCCAGGAUGAUGAAUGGACCUACCCUCAGGCCGUCUCCAGCAAGCAUGCCCCAAAGGCAUAUGGAUACCCGCCCCAGGUUCAAGUCCACGAGUCGUCCUCUCGCCGCUCAAGCCACAGCAGCAAGACAUACUCCCCCCCAUCGACCUCUGGUGUCAAACGUCAGCGAUCUGUGGAGAAGAGGUCCAGGCACCUCUCUGAUCCUGACCAGACAGCCGACGUCCGCAAGAGUGGAGCUUAUGUUUGGUCCCCCGACCCUGCCGAGGAGAGGCGUGUGGUCGAUAACGAGCCUCGUUUUCCCACCGCCAAGCCCAAGGACAUCCUCAUCUACUUUACUCGCGAUGCAGAGUCUCCUUACCUUCGUGCAACUGUCCAAGCAUAUCAUUCCAAAUACGGUGUCGAUGAGAGCCCAAGGAACGCUGCUUUCGAACGCGACAGAUUCCCCAGCUAUCCCGAGCUCCAGCGUUGGGUCGAGGCCCAGAUCAGGCGCGAGCGUAGCUCCAGAUUCGAACAUGUAGUGCAAAACUUUUUGCUCUCAUACUAUGAAGAGGGCCAGGGACUUCCAAAGCACAAUCUCGUCUCCAAAGUUCACACUAUGAACUGCUUCUUCAGGAUCUGGAAAGCUCCGCGCUUCACCUGCUGCAGCUCAUCCAAUAAGAUCUCCCAGGUUCCCUUUACUGUCCAGGCUGAGUUGAGACGCAUUGCAUGGAACGCACUUGUGUCCCAUGAGCAUGACAUCCUCAAGCUACUUGAGGAUGUUUUGGCUCAACAAGACUCGCUCAAAGCACAAGAGAAGCUGGCAGUAUGGGCAAGCUUGUGGCAACUCCUUCUGAUGUACAGAGACUUGAUCAUUGCCCACGAUGGGUAUUUCUCUCGAAACCCCAGUGCUCAGCAAGAUCAGAAUACUGUUGGCGCCUUUGAGAACCUGUACAACAGCUUCUUCCCUUUGAUCGCCAUGUUUUACCACUGCCAAUUCAAGACCCCCAAGAGAAUGGAAAUGUCUAUGGAUUGGCUCAAGGACUAUCCUUCUCAUGCACGACACAGCGCCAAGCUCCGACAGGUCUCCCAGGAUAUGAUGGAUGCUAAGAAGGAAUUCUAUGAGAGAGUUCAGCGAUCGUCACACAAGGUCGAUGAGCGACUGUGCGUCUUCGUGGUCAACCACGAAAUGAAGAAGAUCUCGACAAAGAGACGCCCUCGAAGUAGCACCAAGAGCAAGGGCGCGUGA